Messenger RNA from Lampris incognitus (smalleye Pacific opah), 2066 nucleotides. RefSeq names its product MOB-like protein phocein. Gene Ontology annotation, molecular function: ATP binding; protein folding chaperone; protein-folding chaperone binding. The coding region runs from base 138 to 917 and encodes 259 amino acids. The record is from RefSeq and is a predicted model, not a curated record. Lineage: Eukaryota; Metazoa; Chordata; Actinopteri; Lampriformes; Lampridae. Gene Ontology annotation, cellular component: cytoplasm; mitochondrial matrix. The transcript has 9 exons.
UCGACUGCGCAUGCGCGGAGCCGUUCUGGAGCCUUCCACACGUGGAGUGAUUCCCCUUCAAGUGUGUCAAACCGACGCUCACCGAGCAUCUGGGGUCCGUCCGUACACACACUACAGCAUCUCCAGGACGCACAAAAAUGGCCUUCAGAAAGUUUCUCCCCAUGUUUGACCGAGUGCUGGUGGAGCGCUUAGCCGCAGAGACAGUGACAAAGGGGGGCAUCAUGCUGCCAGAGAAGUCCCAGGGCAAGGUGCUGCAGGCAACAGUUGUGGCAGUCGGACCCGGCUCUGUCAAUCAGGAUUUCUACAACUGGCCGGAUGAAUCAUUUGAGGAGAUGGACAGCACCCUGGCUGUCCAACAGUACAUUCAACAGAACAUCCGGUCGGACUGCUCAAACAUUGACAAGAUCCUGGAACCUCCAGAAGGCCAAGAUGAAGGUGUUUGGAAGUAUGAGCACCUCAGGCAAUUCUGCUUGGAGCUCAAUGGACUAGCGGUUAAACUGCAGGGUGAGUGCCACCCAGACACCUGUACCCAAAUGACAGCUACAGAGCAGUGGAUCUUUUUAUGUGCUGCUCACAAGACACCCAAAGAGUGCCCUGCCAUUGACUACACUAGGCACACGCUGGACGGAGCUGCCUGCCUUCUUAACAGCAACAAAUACUUCCCCAGCAGGGUUAGCAUCAAGGAGUCAUCGGUAGCCAAGCUGGGCUCUGUCUGCCGUCGUAUCUAUAGGAUAUUCUCCCACGCUUACUUCCAUCACCGCCAGAUAUUUGAUAAGUAUGAGAAUGAGACGUUCCUGUGUCACCGGUUCACACGCUUCGUGAUGAAAUACAACCUGAUGUCUAAGGAUAACCUGAUCGUGCCCAUUCUAGAGGAGGAAGUCCAAAACACCUCAUCAGCUGGGGAGAGCGAGGCCUAAGACCGAUGUGCCGCCACAAGGAAGACGCACAUGCGCACACUUAUUUUCACAUAUAAAAAUAUAUAGUAAAAUUUACAUACACUACAAGAAAGACACAUCCGCUGUACUGGAAUUCAGAUACUUGGAUACAUACAGUACACACAAAAGCAUACACUACUGUGUAUAAUGGCUUUUAUACAGGAACACCAUCUGGGUCUCCUUCCUAGUCGCUUGUGUCUAUCUCAAAGGACAUGAGGGUGUAGGUUAUUGGUGUUUUCUGCCAUCUUCGUCUAUACCUUCUCUGUCCACUUGGAUUCACACCGGGGUCUAUGCCACAGGGCGGACGCGCACGUUUCUGGAGGCAGCCAGGCUUUCACACUACUCUUAUAGGGAACUUUCGCUUUAAUGUUUUGAGCAGCUGGAUUUGCAGAACCUAUGUAAUCAUGGUGAUCUGUGUUGUCAAAAGGCACACUCACCAAUGGCCCCUUUUUGUAUAUAACCUAACCCCCCCGACAAUUCCCUCAGUUUGUUGUCAUGUUUCCUGAUGGUGCUUCACUUUUGUUUCUGUCAUCGCUGUUGCUUAUUUUGUUUAUGUUGCUGAACCAGCCACUUUUGGGGUACCCGAUGGGAUGGAUCGUUAGCCGUCUGACUUCAGAAUCUCAAAAUACACACUGUACAUGUGGCUUGUUGUAGUAGUGGGGGAAAAAAAAUCAAAUCUAGCUUUGGAAGUGCACUAGCCGUCAAGUUAUACUGUUUCUCUUUCUAUGUGACCUCUGGCUUUUUAUCUCUGAAUAUUUAGGAAGGUUUGUUGGCUAACUCUUUGAUCCUGCUUUUAUGACCUUGCCCCCAUUUUAAUUCACUGUAAAAAAAAAAAAUCUGUUCCACUUCCUUUGAGGUAAUGGUGAUGUAACCUGACCCAAUUAGUAGAAACUGUCGGUGGCAGCUAGUUUUUACUGGUCUGUGCAUUGCAGACAAUUAUCUCAAGGGCAGGUAGAAUGAAGGAAACAUUUAAAUUUUGGAGCACAACCUCCCUUUCUUUUACCUUCCUCUCAUCGUUAAGUUAUUUUAAGCUUUGCCUAUCCAACCCAAUUUAUUUUUUUUAAAUGGACUAAAAUUUUGUUACUGUUAACAUUUUCAUGAUGUCUGUUAAUAAAAAACAACUGUUGUCCA